GGGCCCCCGCUGGCCCCUUCCGGCCGGUCGCCGCGUGGCUCCGCCCUCCCCAAGAUGGCGGCGCUGGGUGUAAACAAGGUCGCGGCCAGCACCGGACUGGAAGCUAGCCGGGGGCUCGGCGGCAGCAGCCGGGGGCCGGUUGGCGCUGCCGUGAAGGUUCUUGAGUGUGGAGUCUGUGAAGAUGUAUUUUCUUUGCAAGGUGACAAAGUUCCCCGGCUGCUUUUGUGUGGCCAUACUGUCUGCCAUGACUGUCUUACCCGGCUUCCCCUUCAUGGUAGAGCAGUUCGUUGUCCUUUUGAUCGACAAGUUACAGAACUAGGAGAUUCUGGUGUUUGGGGCUUGAAAAAGAACUUUGCUUUGUUGGAACUGUUGGAACGACUGCAGAAUGGACCUGCUGGGCAGUGUGGGACAACAGAAGAGGCUAUUGGCCUAUCUGGAGAGUGUAUCAUCCGUUGUGAUGAAGACGAAGCCCACGUUGCCUCUGUUUAUUGUACUGUCUGUGCCACUCACCUGUGUGCAGACUGUUCCCAGCUUACUCACUCUACCAAGACACUAGCGAAACACAGGCGUGUGCCCCUUGCUGAUAAGCCUCACGAGAAGACCAUGUGCUCCCAGCACCAAGUGCAUGCUAUUGAGUUUGUUUGUUUAGAAGAGGGCUGUCAGGCCAGUCCCCUUAUGUGUUGCGUCUGCAAAGAAUAUGGGAAGCAUCAAGGUCAUAAGCAUUCUGUCUUGGAACCAGAAGCGAACCAGAUUCGUGCAUCCAUUUUAGACAUGGCCCACUGUAUAAGAACUUUCACAGAAGAAAUCUCAGAUUAUUCCAGAAAAUUAGUUGGAAUUGUUCAGCAAAUAGAAGGAGGAGAACAAAUAGUUGAAGAUGGAGUUGGAAUGGCCCAUACAGAACAUGUACCAGGGACUGCAGAGAAUGCUCGCUCAUGUGUCCGAGCCUAUUUUUCUGAUCUUCACGAAACCCUUUGUCGUCAGGAGGAAAUGGCUCUUAGUGUUGUUGACGCUCAUGUGAGAGAGAAGUUGAUUUGGCUUAGACAACAGCAAGAAGACAUGACCAUCCUGUUGUCACAGGUUUCAACAGCUUGCCUUCAUUGUGAAAAGACUUUACAGCAGGAUGACUGCAGAGUAGUGUUGGCCAAACAGGAAAUUACAAGACUACUAGAGACAUUACAAAAACAGCAGCAGCAGUUUACAGAACUUGCAGAUCACAUACAGCUGGAUGCUAGCAUACCUGUCACUUUUACAAAGGACAACAGGGUACAUAUUGGACCAAAAAUGGAGAUUCGGGUUGUUACUUUAGGAUUGGAUGGAGCUGGCAAAACAACUAUUUUGUUCAAGUUAAAGCAAGAUGAAUUCAUGCAGCCUAUUCCAACAAUAGGUUUUAAUGUUGAAACAGUAGAAUAUAAGAAUCUGAAGUUUACUAUUUGGGAUGUAGGAGGAAAGCACAAAUUGAGGCCCUUGUGGAAGCAUUAUUACCUCAAUACACAAGCGGUGGUGUUUGUUGUUGAUAGCAGUCAUAGAGAUAGGGUCAGCGAAGCACACAGCGAACUUGCAAAAUUGUUAACAGAGAAGGAAUUGCGGGAUGCCUUGCUGUUGAUCUUUGCCAAUAAGCAGGAUGUAGCAGGUGCGCUUUCAGUGGAAGAAAUUACAGAACUGCUGAGCCUCCACAAACUCUGCUGUGGCCGGAGCUGGUAUAUUCAGGGUUGUGAUGCCAGAAGUGGUACAGGACUUUAUGAAGGAUUGGACUGGCUUUCAAGGCAACUUGUGGCUGCUGGUGUCCUGGAUGUGGCUUAGUUUCAGAGCAGUCGCAAUUAAAGGUUGUAGUUAAUUCUUUUGUUUUGUUCGCACGAUUUAGGAUGUUGUAGAUGGGUCUGCUGUCUGAAGAGGGGACUUUAUUUCACUUGGUGGUUACAGAAAAAUAUAAGCCUUUCAUCCUAGAUUUGAUAAUUGGUUCAGUAAAUUUGUGCAAUUGUUACAGUGUUUUUGAAAUCUGUUACGUUUACAAGUAAUGUGAUGGGCUAGUUACAAGGGUGCCUUGAAAUUCUUUCUCGUGAAAUUAGGCUGUUGCAAUUCUUCCCUGAUAAGUACAUGCAUUGGAAUUCAUCUGAUAAUCAUGACAUGCUCACAAUAGCUAAUUGAUACCAGAAAAUUUGAGUGAUUUAGAAAUACUUCCCCAAGAAACCAUUCUAAAGUUCCUCUCAAGCUAUUUAGAAUAGUCAACUCUGGCUGUUGGUCAGAAACAAAUGGUGCUACUCUUAAUAUCUUAAAAAUGCAUUCACCUGAAGUUGGCAUUGAAAAUUACAUGUCAAUAUGCUGCAAGAGAAAAGUAUCAUUUCCCUCUGCCUCUUAUUUAUUAGCUAACCUGUUUGUUACCAGAAAGAAAGGGAGCAUAAUUUAUUGAGGGGGAAUUGAGAAUGGGGAACAGUGUCGCACUGCUAGUGGGCUGUGGCAUUGGCUAGUGUGUGCGCUUGGUGUGGUGGGGGAAGAGUUGUUUAAAGUGUGCACAUGCUAAAUUACUUAUGGACAGAAUAUAGUGAUACUGAGGUUGAAGCAUUUUGUGUAUGCUUAAGGACAUAAUCUGUCUUUAGAGAUUAAAUUAGAGAUUUAAGUUUUGACUCAAAGUCAAAUGAAGCUUAAAAUUCCUAAAAAAAAAAAAAAAAAAAAAAGCAGUGUGGUGUAACAUCAGUCCAACUAUGUACUUUUAUGUAGAGGUCACGCUUCCAGAAUAAGGUGGUAGACUUAAAAUAUUGAAUAACCUGUAAUUAAAUAACUGUAAAAGCAGUGUACAACUAAUUAUAACUCUUACUUAGAACAGCAGAUGGUAAAAUGUGAUGUAAACCUUCCGUAUUUAGAUUCUGUUCAUUCUUACUAUGUCUUCUACAUGAACUGUCACCAAUGCCUCUAUUUUUAAAGGUAAUUUGUUCGCAAACCCAUGAAAUAUGGAUGUAGCACUGUUUAAAUUUAGAGAAGGUUGGAGUGACUUACUGAUGUCUCCUUUUCUGCUGCGCACACAGUUCAGCUAACUUCUCUGUCUGGUAUGCACACCUAGUAUAGAAUCUUCUGGCCCUUCUUCAGCUGCGCAGCCAUUGCCAGCUGAAGAACCCAUGCCAUGCACCUCUGCACAUCGGUAGAGGAGUUGCUGUGAGCAUAGCCAAUAGAUCACAAUUGCCUAUCACCAUUUUUCUUCCGGGGGUGGAGAUGAAUAGGGAGAAUCAGCAGAACUGAGCAGUGUUGUUUCACAGAGUUUUUUGCCACACUGAAAAGCCUGUUUAUCUGGCAAGGGCUCUGAACCUCAUCUGGAGAAGAAAUGUAUCCCAUCAUCUGUGGCUAUGACUUUUAUUGUACUAGUGUGGAUUUUCUGACAUUUUCCUACUACAUACAUUAGGUAAAGCUAAGAAUGUUUGAACAAGUAAUUUAGUAUAUUUGCACUUCAAGAGGAAGCAGUUGUGGUAACUACUCCCUCCUAAUGACAAUUGCUUAUAGCUUUCUCUUGUUACUUAAAUUUCACAAAAAUGGUGUUAAAUGCAGCUUCAGAUUUAGCAAGUCUAAUGACUUGAAGAGCAGCUGAAAAAAACACUAAGCUUUAAAGUAGGUAUUUGUGAAAUAGGCUUACAUGCUUACAGACAUGUACAGAUACUGAGAACAGGUAGUUACUCUUUCUUUGGAAAACACCUGAUAACUUUUAUACAUAGUUUACAAUGGCUGAAGGGUGCUUUGUUGCAUCAUGCCAACUAAAAAUUGUUCCUCUUUCCCAGCCUGCAACUUCUUGCACAGUAGACAGUUGGCUGUUCUGACCUGAGUAUUUGCUUGGGCUGUACUGCAGAGCUGUUCCAGAUCUAGUUAGUGCUGACUGUCCUUUUAUAGCUCUAUUUUUAAAAUAAGAACAAGUUCUGCUAAGUGUGGUAGAUACUUUUCUGGAAUACUUCUAACAGAAAAGACAUGCAUUCUUUAGAAAAUCCUGAAUCUGAAAUUUUGUUUUAGUUGGCUCAAGCUUUGGUUACACAAGCCUCUCAGACUGUUAGCCGUAGUUCUAAUUAGAACUUUAAAAUGUUCAAGGUGACCAGUUUGCUUUUUUUGUAACAGUACAUUUGGGGGCAGAGAAAGAUACUGACUCAUGCAUAUUUUUGAAUACAAAAGAAUUGCUUGUGACACGUGUGGAAUGCUACCAUUAAAGUGUUUUUAAGUGGAACUUAUUUAAGAUGACUUCAAGUGACUGUGAAAAUAAGUGUUGCGUUUGUCUGUGAACUCUUAUGUGUUAACAGGUACACUAAGAGGUUUAUUUGUAUUAUAAGUUAAUACUAUAUAUAAACUGCUUCAGUUGUAAAUUUAAGCUUGUUUCACCAUUUUUAUUGAACUUCUAGUUUUUAGUGUACUGACUUACACAAUGUGCAACUGAAAUAUUUCCUCAACUAGAGCUUACUCUACAUGGAUUAUUUAAAAGACUGAACAACUUCUUGUAAGAUUUUGACUUAAAUGUGAACCCGAGUAAAUACAGCAUUCAGUGGU
Dromaius novaehollandiae (emu) is the source of this 4512-nucleotide messenger RNA. RefSeq names its product E3 ubiquitin-protein ligase TRIM23. Gene Ontology annotation, biological process: intracellular protein transport; vesicle-mediated transport. The coding region runs from base 55 to 1800 and encodes 581 amino acids. The transcript has 11 exons. The record is from RefSeq and is a predicted model, not a curated record. NCBI's taxonomy places the organism in Eukaryota, Metazoa, Chordata, Aves, Casuariiformes, Dromaiidae. Gene Ontology annotation, molecular function: zinc ion binding; GTP binding; GTPase activity. Gene Ontology annotation, cellular component: lysosomal membrane; plasma membrane; cytoplasm.